Metarhizium acridum CQMa 102 is the source of this 2403-nucleotide messenger RNA. NCBI's taxonomy places the organism in Eukaryota, Fungi, Ascomycota, Sordariomycetes, Hypocreales, Clavicipitaceae. The record is from RefSeq and is a predicted model, not a curated record.
AUGAGCAACCCGCAAAGCAGCUUUUCUGUCAAAAAUAACUAUCACGUUCCCCCAAAAACACCCGGACAAGACAGUGAGGACUAUGGGAACAAGCCACAGGGCUUGCCACCAAAGCUAGGCAACUUCCAAAAGCUGUACGAGACUCGACCGUUGGCCGUGACAGAUCAGCGGGGAACGGUUACUUCUUAUUCAUCAGCAGCUACCGACGCAAAAGUGAAUGAAGUCAUCGACUUUAAUGACUUGGCACAACAACCAUUUACGGACCAAGUGGCGAAACUAGGAGAUUUUCAAAGAUUGCAGAUUCACCUCCAUGGUCGACAUCCCGUCCUUGGUAAUAAUACCUUGAAAACUAGACAGCAGCUCAGUGCGGUUGGAUUUGAAACAGCACCUGCGAACUGGUCGAUCGGCGACAACGCUCAGAAAUGUCAUGGUAAAAAAGAUACUGAGCGAACUCCGUUUCAUCACUUGGUUUGUGUCGCCCAGGCGACAGAUAGUUCUCUUUCAAAUGAUAGCUGCCUAGCAUCCGGCCUCGAGCGUAAUGCCAAGGCUCAACUUGGGCUUCUUUCAGCGACUUUCCACAAUCCAAGAAGAGAACCAGAUCGCAACCCUGGCAUUCUUUGUCCGGGAUACAGCAAUCCCCGGUGUUCAAUUCUGUCAACUGCCAAGACAUGUAAUAGAACGGCCAACAUCGCCAGGAUAUUGUCGUAUAAAUUCGACAAAGAAGGGCCAGUCACCUCUAUCCUAGGCGUAAAGUCUACCUUGGACCAGCAGCAUGAAUCAUUGUCAUUGAAGCUAGUUCCACUCCGAGCCGUAGAUACCACAUUGGCAAUGCAAGAUGACCAAACAGCCAGGAACGGAGUACACAUCUUCUUAGAUAUGUCAAACAUCAACAUAAGCUUUCACAGUGCUUUAAAGGGCAAGUUCUCAAUUGAGGGGCAUGCUCGUUUUGUGCCGCUACCUCAACUGAAUUUACAGUUUCUCACAGAAAUUCUUGUUCGUGAUCGGAAGAUUAUAACUCUCAACGCAGGCUGCUCUGUUCUGCCUCAUCGCCACGAGCCUCGAUUUGUUCAGGAACUCCGAGACUUGGGCUAUCGUGUCGAUCUUAGAGAGAGAAAACGAGCAAAUGAACCUAAGAGAGGGGCAAAUGAUGAUUUUAAAGCUGGAGAAGCGUCUUCUUCAGACGAAUUGGUCUUCUCUCGCAACGGCGGUCGUUAUGUAGAGGAGUUGGUGGACGAGACACUACAAACCCGUAUCGCAGAAUCAGUCAUGGAAUUCUUCAAGGAUCAGGGCACACUUGUGAUAGCAACAGGUGAUGCACGACCAGCAAAGUAUUCAGACGGAUUCUUUGCCUAUGCUGAAAGAGCCCUGAGAAUGGGAUGGAAUGUGGAGGUGGUGUCGUGGAGGGCCAGCCUAUCGUCCCAUUGGAACAGACCAAAUUGGGUUGAACAAUGGAGCGGACGAUUCCGAGUCAUUGAAUUGGAUGACUAUAUCGACCAUCUCCUAACUUUAGAGCUUAAUGCAGCGCUUUUCGAGAUUUUCAAACUACAGUAUAAAUCAGGCUGGCCAUGUUUAGACCCAGUUAUCUCCCUCUUUCGACGGUAUGAGCUCACUCAGCGGUCUAUAUCUUGCUACAUCGAGAUACUAUUUACUCUCAAGAACAACACUUGCGUAAAUGGAAUCAGAAUACUACUCACAUUUAACGUACAAAUUGAACUUGCGGUACUGGCAAUUGAGCAUUUCGCCGGAUCUAGUAUUGCAUGUCUCACUCAGAACCUAGAACCUGUCAACUUGCCACCACCAGACGUAGUCUAUCUUUGGCAUCCACUGUCUCACUACCUAGGUAGAAAAAAUUAUGCCUAUUCAAUAGCCGAUGGCGAGCCUUCAACUUCCGGGUUAUUUGGCGUUUCAUAUGCAGCAUAUAGGUCCGACCAGAACUGCAAGUCUCAGCAAGAUGUUGACGAUGACAUCCAGAGACUGGCAGGUUACUAUUCCUUUGUCCGAGCCUACGGCACAGACUAUGACCAAGUUCCUAUGCUGUAUUCUGCAGCCAAGAAACAUGGAAUGAAGCUCUUCUUGGGUAUACGGAACCCGUCCUCUGUUGAAGAUGAGGCCAACAAGAUCAUUUCUGGAGUUGACGGUGACUGGGAUAUGGUGCACACAGUUAGCGUUGGAACCGAGCGGGUCAGCAGCGGUGAGACAUCUCCCAAGAAUGUGACUUGGUCAAUGAGCAAGGCGCGGUCGAUUCUCCGAGAAGCGGGUUACGAUGGCCCUGUGGUCAUAGUAGAUACCUUCACGGCGGUUUUAGCCCAUCCGAGCUGCGUGACGAGUAAGACUACUGUGCAAUCAAUGCACAUGCCUUUUUUGACGGCACGAUUGAUGUGUCGCAAUCUGGGGAAUGGUUGA